Botrytis deweyae is the source of this 2808-nucleotide messenger RNA. RefSeq lists its product as uncharacterized. Bases 1 to 2808 code for a protein of 935 amino acids. The transcript has a single exon. Lineage: Eukaryota; Fungi; Ascomycota; Leotiomycetes; Helotiales; Sclerotiniaceae. The record is from RefSeq and is a predicted model, not a curated record.
AUGGGGAAAUCGGAGUUGAUACCAAAAACUCGACCCAAGAAGAGGGUACGGCCAAUCUCCAAUCCCCUCUACACCAAUGUUGAGGCCUUCUUCUGCAACAUACUCAAACAUCAUGAUGUAUGCCCGGAAGAACAGUUUCCUGCCUUCGAUCGUCUCUAUUCUGUAUCUUUCGAGCACGAGGAAAGUUUUUAUCUGGGAUGUCAAACAUUCUAUGCCUUCACCGUGGAAUUCAUGGAUCCAGAAAAAUUUGAGAAAUCCACCGAAGUUGCACCUCCUACUUGUCAAGUGGUGGUUCGGCCCAAAUCUUACAGAAAGCCUGCUAAAUAUGACAUUCAACCAUUGACCCCGAUUGACGAGUCCAGCGAGUCCACCGAAUCUAUCGAAGAAAGAACGAGAAACGGUCAACCUUGCUUGCCAAUGAAAAUGUCUCCUGUACACGGUUUUAGCCAUUGGAAAGAUGAACAGCCCAGGAUGGUCUCUUCACUAAUGCCUGCUGCGGUUCCAAACAACAAUAUUUCGUCACUUGGGGUUGCACAUUAUUCAAUGCCUCCUUUAUCGCCGAUGUCGAAGAUGAUUCAGGAUCUUGAGUACGCAUCAUUGUCGGUAUCCACCAACACCCGUUCGAGUGAAUCACUUGAUUCAAUUCAUGGUAAAUCCUUGAAGUCAGCAAUCGCUAAUAUCAAUGGUAUUGAAUCAAAUGACAAUGAUGGACUCUACGCCAUCUCUAUUCACCCCACUUCAGCGAACCCCGCAAUCAAAGUACUUGAUGGAGUUCAACCGACCUCCCAAUUUCCUAAUCUCACAUACGAUGCUCGAACCGAUCGAUAUAUCAAGAAACCAAAGACUGGAAUAGAACGGGAUUCUAAACUUAAUGAUGGUCUAGCAAUUGAUGGCAUGUAUACAGCAGCUACUGUAGCGAGGGGAGAAAAAGGCAUGGUCGCAAGUCGAAUCACGGAACGUCCCGAGACAGAAAUCAUGAAAUAUACAGAUUCGGAUGGAACAAUGGGAGUCCGACCUUUGAGGAUGAAGCCACAAGUUCAAGACAAUGGUUUGUACCGAGAAGUCAAGGUGAGGCUUGGAAACGAAAGUGCCGAAGAUGCUGCUAAAGGACAUUUACGAAUGGCGUCAGAGCCAGAGCGGCUUGUGAUUCCAGGAGCAGAUCAACAUAUUGGCAAAUUUAGAGCCGAUACGAUACCAAUUAAGAGAAUUGCAAGACAUCAAUCUGCGAAUAUGUCUCGAAAACUUGAAAAUUCUCCAACCUUAUCCCGUAGGAAUUCCCGCCGCAGAAAGGCUGGUCCAGUCUACUUGCCAGCUUGUACCGAGAACAAAGAUGGAAGUCCAAGAAGGCCAUUUUUCACUCCAGACGAUACAAGAUCGCCAUCACCAAGAUCUCAUCUAGUUCGCUCGCCACCACCAAUGAAUCGUCCAUAUCGUCAUAUCAGUCAACAAUUCGUAAACAACACGUCUAGUAUUGAUACCCCCCCAACGCAAGAUCGUGGUUCUGUUGAAAGUGAUCUUUUUUCAGUCGCGGUUGAUGUUACUUCUCUCGUAUCGCCAACAGCCAUUACAAUAUCUCCAGAGGUCAAUAUCACUUCUGUCAUGCCACAGUCAAGAACCACCAAAUCCUCAACUACCCCCGAGGCUCCAGUAAAGGUUCCACCUUAUAUCUUUGACCUCCCUGAAAUCUUCUCAUCUCCAUCACCAAUCGCUUCACCACCUAAACUUGCAGCCGCAGUUCCGGCUACUCCCACCCAAAAGUCUGAUUCCACAAACAUCCAACCUCUUCCUAUCCAUAAUCGGAAAAAGACUGGUAUCACUUCAUCAUUAUACUCCCUUUACACCUCUAAAUCCUCUCCUCACAAUAGCGUUCAUGUACAUCCUCCACUUUCCAGGAUUUUCAGCGUCCCAACUCCACCAAGUACGCCAACGACUAGUCUUAUUCGCUCCGAUACAACCAAUACAAAGAACACAGUGAGUACCGUGCGCAGUACACCCACUCAAGGUACCUACAGCCACAGCCGCCACAACACGUAUUCGACAGAUCUCUCCAGCAUUGCAUCACCUAUUACCAGCCCGCUUCACAAAGCCAGACCAUCCUUCGAUGCUGACCCCUUCCGAAUCCCUAGCCCAUCCCUCGAUGCAUUUUCAUUCCCAAAUACCGCUCCAUCAGUUAAGCCAUCACCGCUACCCUGUCCCCGCAGCAAUCUCAGCGAAGAAAGCGUCGCCUUAACCAAACAUCUAGUCCGAGAAGGUAUCUACGGCGGUAUUGUCUACGACGUCGCUCCUUCUUCCAAUCGCUAUCCCACCUACCCAGAACGAUUUGUUCCCCAUCUGACCAAAAAGCUCACUCCCGCUCAACUUCAACGCAAGAAGGUACUCGCAUCCCGCAAACUCGCAUCCGCGCUCCGAAAGCGCGAAAGAGCCGAGAAAAGAGAAAGGAAAGCCCAAGCGAAACAAGCUAAAACGACGCUGAAAAAAGUAAAAGCCCGAACUAGGAAUGCGAAACUAGCAGUGCAGAGUAAAAAAGGAAAACUGAACUAUCUUACCAUUCAUGUCUUUUUCAGGGGCUUAGGAAAUGGGGUUAGGAUGAAGUGGCAGGGAGCUAGACGGAGAUUGAGUCAAAUACAGUUUUCGAAGAUUCUGGGAGCAAGACGGGAGAGAGAGGUUGUGGGCGAAGAGUACGAUUUUGUUUGUAGGGGAGAGAGCGAGGAUAAGAAUUGGGAGGAUGUAAGAAUGAGUGGUGGGAUUUUCGAGCCGGUGAUGAGUGGAGAGGGGCAAGAGAUCACGGAGUCGAAGAUGAAGGAGUGA